AUGUUGCGAUCACGAUCUCGGGCUACUGGUUCUCAUGGAGCACGGCUGUUUCUUCAAGACCUAAUCGCCGGUCAACCCGCAACAAAUUGUCGCGAUGCCUCUUCGACUGACUUGGGCUCGACCAUCGAAAUUUCAUCCACGACCCUUGACACUGGUUCGAGUACGCGUACCACCCCUGUGCGGGGAAUACGUGUUUCUUGUCUUCGCGUCUUAUUUCUUUUCCUUUUUCUUCAUCAUUGA
Molecule: messenger RNA, 240 nt
Organism: Bipolaris zeicola 26-R-13
Lineage: Eukaryota; Fungi; Ascomycota; Dothideomycetes; Pleosporales; Pleosporaceae
Exons: 1
Coding region: 1-240 (79 amino acids)
Source: RefSeq, a predicted model, not a curated record